AUGGUGGUAGUGGGGCCCUUCAAGGUAGUGACCGUCGGGGAUGGUAUGGUAGGAAAGACGUACAUGCUGAUCACCUACGCCCGAAACGAGUUCCCGAUCGAGUGCCUACCGACCGUGUUCGACAACCACGCGUGCAACAUCGUCAUCGAUGGCUCGGACUAUUCUCUUACGCUGUGGGACACGCCCGGCCGAGAGGACUGCGAGCGACUUCGUCCACUAAGCUACUCCAACACCGAUUGUUUCCUCAUCUGCUACUCGAUAUCGAGCCGUACGUCGUACGACAACAUUCUAUCCAAAUGGUGGCCGGAGGUGCGAACUCACCUACCAGAGGCAGCGAUAGUGCUCGUAGGCACCAAAAGCGAUCUGCGCGUUCCGGGCUCGGAAAAGUUCGUCACCACGGCCGAGGGCAAAAAGAUGAAGCACAAAAUCAAGGCGUACGCGCUGGUGGAAUGCUCAGCAAAACGGAAAGAGAACCUGCACGAGGUGUUCAAGAAGGCGGUCCGGGCGGCGGAGAAGAGACCUUACAUGGGUCAUCGAUCCUGCACGAUACUUUAGUGGCCGUCCGGGACGGGUGCGAGUGGUUACGAUCAAUUCUUACGCUAAGGAUUACAGGAUAUUCCGAAAACACUCGGCUGGUUAGCUGAUAAAGCACCAAAUCCGACGAGCGAUACUCGAACCUAUCGUUUUGAUUCGGCGCCAGAAUGAUUAAGCUCCGUGAGAGUGUAUUCAUAUACAGUAAAUAGUCAAAACCGUAUAAAAAGAAAACACCCUAACUCUUAAUGGUUGUGGUAAGGCGUAACGAAUGAUUCCUAUAUGUUAUGUUUAAAUCCUCUCAUCUCGCGGCCAAUGCUAGUUUAAAGACGAACCGGUGUCGAUUAACGGUUUCUUUUGGUGCACCAAGCUAAGCGUUUAGUGCGCACAGUUUUGGCAGAGAAAUGUAGUUGUUAUCGAUUUUAAGCGAAAGCAGAACCGAGAGUGUUUAACGAUAGAAGAAAGAAAAAACAAUCUAGCAACGAUCGGUUGCAUUUGUACUGUAUUCUUGUUUUAUGUGCUUGUUGAAUAAACUAGUCAUUUUAAGUAGCAUACACA
Molecule: messenger RNA, 1089 nt
Organism: Anopheles coustani
Lineage: Eukaryota; Metazoa; Arthropoda; Insecta; Diptera; Culicidae
Product: ras-like GTP-binding protein RhoL
Exons: 3
Coding region: 1-555 (184 amino acids)
Biological process (GO): small GTPase-mediated signal transduction
Molecular function (GO): GTP binding; GTPase activity
Source: RefSeq, a predicted model, not a curated record